CCAACAACGCGUGAGCUCUCGGUGGGAAGACACCAAUCAGGCCAUUUCCUAAUGGGGUUUCCGCCUGCUCGUCGUAGGUGCAAGGCGCGGCACCGGGGCACGGCCCAACGCGCGACGUGGUUGUCCCCGGCCCUGCGCGCGGGCAGGGGGCUCUCGGGGCGCACGCUCUCCGGUUGUCCCGCUGCUCCCCGAAGGACCCGCAGCCGCGGAGGGGCGGGGCCGCCCGCCCCGGGGGUGGAUAAAGCGGCGGCGGCACCGCCCCAGGACGUGCCGCUCGGAGCGGGCAGUGCUGAGUUGGUCGCUGCCAUGGGAGCCGGAGGGGUGGCAGGGCUGCUGGUUACCCUGCUGAUAGUGCCUGGAACCGGAGCAGAGGGCUGUGGGGAGGGAGAAUACUUACACGAAGGUCACUGCUGUGUGUUUUGUCCCGCAGGUACUUACGUUGAUCAGCACUGCAGCGCUCCGCAUUUGAGAGGAACAUGCCUCCCUUGCAUCGAAGGAGAAAGUUAUACUGCUCAUGAGAAUGGCUUGGAAGAAUGCUUGUUGUGCAGACAGUGCAAAGAUGAUCAGAUAACUUCGAGACCCUGUACUCUGAUGCGUGAUACUGAAUGCCAGUGCAAACCAGGGUAUUUCUGCCCUGCUGAGGGCUGUGAAGUAUGUCAGAGGUGCAGUACAGUGUAUCCGGAAGGGAAAGAAACUGUGCAGAAUUGCAAUGCUACUACCGGCCUAGGAUAUGACUUACCUGAUCAAGGAAGCACAGCUCUUGUGUGGAGUAUUGUGAUUGGUUUGGGUUGUGGUGUUCUGGUGCUGGUUUUCGUCAUUAGAAAGCUGAAGAGUGAUAAAGCUCCUUCAACUGUUAAAGAUGUGGAGAAAGGUCUGGAGUUGGAGGGCAGUACUGAAAGCCUCAUUUUACCAGAAGUGGAGGCACCUGCAAAUAAGGCAGCCAAGGCAGAGGGUGAGAACUCUGGUGAGAGCCCAGAGGGCCAAGCACAAACCAACGUUAACUUGGAAGCGAAUAACACAUCACCAGAGGAAAAUGGUGGUGUGCUUUCUGAGCGGGCUGCCAUCCUGCGUGGGGGCUUGAGGCGCCACAUGGGCAGGUUCUGGAGGAGGAUCGCUAUGUCUUCACUACCGGCAAAAACUGGACACAAUCCUGGUUUUCAUCAGAACGCCCGGUCUAACAUACAAAGCAGCAGGAUGCCAGCAAAUCAUAUGGCACGAGAACCAAAGUUUCGAAUAAUUGUUAAAGAUCUCUCUCAAAAAGAGCUGAGAGAUAGCUUUUGGGCCUUUAUAAAUGAAGUACCACCAAACAAAUGGAAGCGGCUUAUGAGAACUCAUCUACAGGAAAAUGAUAUUACUAAAAUUAUUUAUGACUUUCCUAAAGAUAGAGAAGAACAGUAUUAUCAGAUGCUUCUCACUUGGAAAAACACACUGGGAGAAAAACGAUGUAUUAUUAAAUUACUGGAUGAGUUAAGGUAUCUAGAUACCAAGGCUUAUGAUAACAUAUUGAACACUUUAAAAAGUAAUAACGUUAUAACUAAAGUAGAAGCUACAGAUUAAUGUUUACUAUGAACUUAAAAACUGUUUCUGUGUACAUAUAUGUUUACAAACCUCCUGUAAAUGAGGACAUCAACAAACUGGUAGCAGAAGCCAUGGCAUGAACUUGAUAUCCUCCUCACCUUCCCGCGGGGAGCUGGAUGUGGCCUAAUGCUGUUGCUGUUGACAUGGACUCCGGUUGUGAGGCUCACUAAGAGCUUUUGAGUUGUACGAUAUUAAACUCGAGCGCCAAUUUGAGCGUGAGAUGCUCCAGCUCGCACUUCCCUCCGUGUGAGGCAGGACCGUGCUGUCAGAGCCUGGGCAGCAGCAAUGAAGAGGCUGCUGCUGGUUUUGAGGAGACUGCCAUGCUUUUGUUUCUGAAACAGUGAUGUUCUGUAUCGGCAUGCUCGGAAUUCUUUUGUUUGAAGCGCGGCAAUAAAAGCCCGGUUGAGCCGGAA
Columba livia (rock pigeon) is the source of this 1991-nucleotide messenger RNA. RefSeq lists its product as uncharacterized. Gene Ontology annotation, biological process: negative regulation of apoptotic process; motor neuron apoptotic process; extrinsic apoptotic signaling pathway in absence of ligand. The record is from RefSeq and is a predicted model, not a curated record. NCBI's taxonomy places the organism in Eukaryota, Metazoa, Chordata, Aves, Columbiformes, Columbidae. Gene Ontology annotation, cellular component: CD95 death-inducing signaling complex; membrane raft; external side of plasma membrane. Bases 52 to 1557 code for a protein of 501 amino acids. The transcript is spliced from 10 exons. Gene Ontology annotation, molecular function: tumor necrosis factor receptor activity; protein binding.